Molecule: messenger RNA, 1205 nt
Organism: Exaiptasia diaphana
Lineage: Eukaryota; Metazoa; Cnidaria; Anthozoa; Actiniaria; Aiptasiidae
Product: melanocyte-stimulating hormone receptor-like
Exons: 1
Coding region: 242-1171 (309 amino acids)
Biological process (GO): G protein-coupled receptor signaling pathway
Cellular component (GO): membrane
Molecular function (GO): G protein-coupled receptor activity
Source: RefSeq, a predicted model, not a curated record
CUCAUGAYACCUUUUUUCAAUUGUCUUUAGCUUCUAUUGUCUCUGGUUUUAGAUCAUAGCUACAGAUAAAAAGGCUUGUUGAGGCUUUGGAAGGUUUAAGUACCACUCAGAACGCUUGUUUAGUCUUCAGUUGGAAAAGAGGCAAACAUUUAAGUUAAAAUCGACUCAUGUCCUUGGAAGGCACCYGCUCUAUAUCCACAAGCCUUUUUCAGUACAUGAGCRACAGCUUUUGUCUGCAUCCAUGAACAAUUCAUCUGGUCUAAGCCGAGAGCCAUAUUGUUCUCUGAUAUCCUUAUAUAUAGUAACAAUAUCAAGAAGCCAUCAAUAUGAAUCAUUUUUACUCGUUUUUAUUGCUAUUAAUGRUUUCAUGGCGUUGCUGUCUUCUUGUACUAACUUCUUUAUCAUUUUCACCAUCGCACGAACGUCUUCAUUGAGGAUUGUACCAGCAAAUAUACUCAUCCUUGGCCUAGCUUUCUCUGACUUCGUAUCUGCUGCAUUUUCACAGCCACUGUACUGUAUUCUACGUUACUCGGAGUUGGUAAGAAGCGUCGAGUUAUUUUGCAAGACAAAUUUGGUUUAUAACUCCAUAUUAUGGUUUAGCCAUUCAAUGACUUUUUUACUUCUGACUGCAAUUACGACGGAUCGUUUUCUUGCGUUGCGCCUGCACCUAAGAUAUAAUACAGUUGUAACAGAAAGGCGAAUGUCAUUYGUUGUUGCAUCCAUUUUUCUAUUUUGCUUUGGAUGUUGUGUUGCUAGACCAUUUCUCGAUAAGUGGCUCGUACUCGUGGUAAAGUUUGUAAUAAUCCUCGUACUGGUUCUCCUUUUUCUAAAUGGMUAUUUUUUCUUCUCUAUUUCGCGUGUAAUACACAAACAUUCAACUCAAAUACACGCCCAGCAACCAAGUAUAAAUAUGCCAAGGUACAAGAAAUCUGUGAAYACAUUGUACUAUGUGAUAGGCGCCUUGGUGUUAUGCUACGUACCAUUUUUAGUCGGACUUGUAAUUUUCRCAGCAUUUGAACAAACAGAGGGAACAUUGGGCUUUCGAGUUAUAACAUUAACGUGUAUUUUUAUGAAUGGUUUGGUUAAUCCMAUUAUCUACUUUCGAAGAAACAGCGAUCUACGUAAUGCCGCUGGACAAAUAUUAAGAGGACUGUGGUACAGAUCCACGUAAAGUCGAAAUAUAAUUCAUUAGCUUGAAGAGAGUU